AUGUCAUCAACAUCAUUUCUACUGUUCCUGUACUCAAUACACUACUCCGUACUCAACUUCAACACCGAACAGCAGGCUGCUGAGGCUGCUGAGGCUGCAGGCGACUGUCAGGCCCUGGAAUUUCAGGCGGCGUAUGGGCUCGCGUUACUCUCAGGCGUGCUUGGCGAGUCCCGAACUCGUGGCCGCCAGCGCACUCAGCGGCAUUUUCUCCGGCCCAGACUCGUGGUAGGUACGGCGGGUUGGUCUGGCCUCGACCAUGGUGUUGGCACGGGGACGAAGCUGGGUGGUGAAGGCGCAUUCGCCAACAGGGUGCAGCAGCGUGAUUCGUUCAACGAGCAGGGGGUCCUCGAGAACAUCAGCGGUGAGAUGCUCCUCUGCGAUGCCGACAACCUCGACAAGGAUACCAUAUAUCCCGAAAAAAGAUGGAAUCAGGACAACGCUUCUCCAGAGGAUAUGACGCAUGCCUUCAUGUCGAAUUGUGAUGCUUUCUUCUAUUUUCUCGCCAAGCCACGCGAUAUUCUCGUUGGGUUACAACGUUGGCUGCGGUUUCUCAAGAGAGCAAGCGGCAACGGCCCUGCUAGCGAAGCAGAUCGCGGUAGUCGUGGCUGGGAGUAUUCAGAGUAUCUUUUCCCGAAUACUAUCAAAAAUGCGCUCAUGGGCCUAGAGGUUCCGCGCUUGGUCGAGCGACUGCGCCUCCGCUCUUCAGGCGUCACUGGCAACCGGCCUCUGACACGACGGGCGGGCUGGACGGUGACGUAUCACGAGUAG
Molecule: messenger RNA, 768 nt
Organism: Drechmeria coniospora
Lineage: Eukaryota; Fungi; Ascomycota; Sordariomycetes; Hypocreales; Ophiocordycipitaceae
Exons: 4
Coding region: 1-768 (255 amino acids)
Source: RefSeq, a predicted model, not a curated record